Saccostrea echinata is the source of this 1022-nucleotide messenger RNA. Its product is annotated as proteasome subunit beta type-7-like. Lineage: Eukaryota; Metazoa; Mollusca; Bivalvia; Ostreida; Ostreidae. Gene Ontology annotation, cellular component: proteasome core complex. The coding region runs from base 10 to 840 and encodes 276 amino acids. The transcript has 8 exons. The record is from RefSeq and is a predicted model, not a curated record. Gene Ontology annotation, molecular function: threonine-type endopeptidase activity.
AAAUCCAUCAUGGCGUCGACUCUGCUUGCCGAACCACCAACUGGUGGUUUUUCAUUCGAAAACUGUCGUCGGAACCAAAUGUUUGAAGAAAAGGGAAUAAAAGCCCCUACUGCUUACAAGACAGGAACAACAAUUGUUGGCAUUAUUUAUAAGGAUGGUGUAGUGCUUGGAGCUGACACGAGAGCCACAGAAGACACUGUUGUGGCAGACAAAAACUGCAGCAAGAUUCACUAUAUUGCUGAUAAUAUAUAUUGCUGUGGAGCUGGGACAGCGGCAGACACAGAAAUGACCACUCAGAUAAUAUCAUCUCAACUGGAACUUCACCGACUUAACACAGGACGGAAGCCUCGAGUCUGUACAGCUAACAGACUCCUUAAACAGAUGCUAUUUAGGUACCAAGGCCAUAUUAGUGCUGCUUUGGUUCUGGGAGGUGUGGAUUCUACAGGUCCACAUCUGUACAGUGUGUAUCCUCAUGGGUCUACAGACAAACUUCCUUAUGUAACAAUGGGUUCAGGAUCAUUAGCAGCAAUGUCAGUUUUUGAGAGGGGAUUCAAACCAAACAUGGAGAAAGAGGAAGCCAAAAAGCUUGUUAGAGAUGCAAUAGCAGCUGGUAUAUUUAAUGAUUUGGGCUCAGGAAGUAAUGUGGAUGUCUGCGUUAUAACUAAAGACAAAGUGGAAUAUUUACGACCCUAUGACGAGGCUAACCUUAAAGGACAGAGGCAAGGAUCCUAUAGAUACAAGAAAGGAACAACUGCAGUGCUGAAAACAGAGGUCAAGAAAAUUCCUUUUGACAUUGUCAAGACAACAGUAAAGGCGGCAGAACCAAUGGAAACUGUCUAAGAGAGGACAACUUCUUUUUUUUGAAUAACUAUGAUGAACUAACUCUAAAGACCAAAAUGAAUCCUACUAGAAGUGUUUUUCUGUUACAACUGUAUAUCUUUCAAUUCAGAGGAUCUUUUGCCAUGAACAAUAGCAGAUUAACACACUGUAUAUCUUUGUAAUAAAACAAACACAUCAGUUGA